Paramuricea clavata is the source of this 10060-nucleotide messenger RNA. NCBI's taxonomy places the organism in Eukaryota, Metazoa, Cnidaria, Anthozoa, Malacalcyonacea, Plexauridae. The record is from the annotation of a GenBank genome assembly.
CUUUUGGCUUCUCAUUGAUGGCAUUUGGCUUCUCCCAUACAUUUAGACUAUCUUUAAUAGUAGCGUCGUGUGCAUUGGAAGACGUUUGUAGAGUAGCCAAACCUACAUGUUACAGUAAGUGGUAAUGAAUAACGCUUGCUCUGUAUAGUAACUGGUGAAAUUUGUGAAAUCAUACAGAUUAAUGAAAUGUUAAUUACUAUCAUAAUAAUUAGAAUUCCACAAACACAAAUUGGUUGUCGCGCUUUUGUUAACCGCGAUUAAUAUGUAGCACAUAAGCAAUGAAAGAUGUUGAAGAAAACAGGAUUGCAUUGCUUUGAAUGUACUACAGAAAGAUAUUGAGAACGUUAAAUUAUUUUCCCUUUCCACCUAGUAUGGUUUCGUGAAUCACGCAUUGGAGUUGCUUGUCUUAAGAAGAUAUGGCGAAGAGAAAUGGGCGGAAAUAAAGUAUGUUAAAACUACCGAUCAGUAUAGGUAAUCAUGCGAUGGUGAGUACAAUUAGGGAUUAAUAGUGCGAGAGAUGUUUGGAAAUUUUGCCAAAAUUGGACGAGCCGCCGGCCGAGUCCAAUUUGGCAAAUUUCCAAACAUCACGAGUACUAUUAAUCCCUAAUUAUACGAGCAACAUCGCAUGAUUAUACUUGUUUGUUUAUUAUUAGCAUAUGACAAAAUUGGACACUUCUCCGUCAACAUCAUAUUCUCUCGCCAAAACCCAGUCCUGCCAGACUUUCAACGUACCAAAAUUUAGUACUUUUGUUCGUAUUUUCAUCUAGUUCCUCAAGGGCAAUUUCAUUUCACAUUUGUGUUCAAAAUAUACCUUUCCGCCAUUUUGUUUGCUUUGGGAAAAUCAUUAAUUGUACUGCAGUACAAUUAAUGAUGGUAAUAGAACGAGUGCUAUUAAUGCCAUAAUCAUACUCGUGAUUACAAAAUCAACCGACCGCAUAGGCAGAGGCAAAUAAUUGAUCUGCGAGCCACUGAUAAAUAACGAUAUUUUGCGAUAGCCGAGUUCAAUAAUUGUCUUAUCAUUUACCGAUUAGUAUUUGUCAAUUAUUAUUAUGGGCACAAGUUUAAUAACAAAUCCAAGAACAGUCAACGGAAAAAGUAUAAUUUAGUCUGACAUACACAACGUAAAAAUACUGUAUUGCACAAAAAUUGUGAUUUUUAUAAAAUCAAGCAUGUAAACAAUUUAACUUUUGUUGCCUAUUUUUUGUUUUCGGCGUCCUUUUCCACCAGUAAAGAUGACAAAUCCGCUUUCCGAUAGCUCGGCAAAACCAGCCAUGUUGACAUUUCAAAUGAGAAGACGGUAUUUUUUAAUUUAAGCUGACGAAUAAUUUUCAAAGUGAGCAUGCUCAAUGAAGUAUUUGCACCAGUUAUUUGCGCCUGAUCGAUAUUUGCGGACAGUUAUUUGCAGCUAACCAAUCAAAAUUGAGAAUACUAUAAAGUGAAUGAUAAUAUUGAAUAUGUGCAGGCUGUAUACACCCUUUUCAUAAAUGGCUGCCGAUUAAAAAUUCUUUUAUGUGCAUAUAAAUUCGCCCAACUAGCCUCGUUUCUGGGUAGAAAUUCCUUUGAAAUCUUAACAUGAGUACGAGGCUAGUUGGGCCAAUUUAUAUGCACAUAAAAUAAUUUUUAAUCGGCAGCCAUUUAUGAAAAGGAUGUAUAGCUCGUGUAUUAUUAGGGAUUCUGAAGAUUUGGUAAAAUUGUAAUUUAUAGAAAGCAGGCUGGUCUAAAUUUGGAAGGAAGAUUUCUUGUGCGAAUUGUCUACGAUGAUCUCAAAACGUACGACUUGGUUGAAGCGGCAACACAAGUUUUAGGUAAUCAGAUAUAAUUUCAUAUACUAUGCGCAUUAAGACUAUGCGCACUAUAAGAAUCAGAAAAACUGAAGCGUUGUAUUCACCUUGUCAGAACUGCGACAGGAGUACAUUGAAUAACCCUUAUACUAGACCGAAUAGAAUUAAACCACUGAUAAAUGACUCUUUCAGAGGCAGAGACAUGCACAAUUCUAAUUCUUAGAUAGCUAUGUUCUAUUCCAAAGUUGUAAAUUAUGUGGUAACGAUUUAAACAAACGGUAGCCGAUUUUGUCUAUUGCCUUUGUUUUGUCUAUUAUUUUAGGCAUUCCUGCUACGAAAAUCCUAGAAAUGUUUGGAGAGACGUUCUUCGACUUCUGUCAAGAAUCAGGUUACGACAGAAUCCUGCACGUCCUGGGUGGCAAGUUGAGUGAGUUUCUUUGCAACCUUGAUGCCUUGCAUGAUCACUUGGGCAGUAUGUAUCCCGGCAUGAGAGCUCCGUCCUUCAGAGUGACUAACCGCGACGGUGCGAUUAUUUUGCACUACUAUUCAGUACGAGAUGGACUGGAACAUAUUGUGCUUGGCAUUGUCAAGACUGUCGCAAGGAAGCUUCUCAACACAGAAGUAAGUAGUAAACUGAUGUAUACAAGCAAGUGCCAGUUGCGCGAGAUAUUGAUGUAAGCUACAAGGAGAGACUAUAACUCAGUUUCCCCUUUUUUAAUCCUGAUUAGAGAUUCGAAAAAAUAAUGAAAAUUAAUUCCGUGGGUUUUAUUAAUUUACUAGAAUGUUAUCACUGUACAUUUCUACAUUUCAUCACUGCACACGUUCACUUCAUCACUUCCCAAAUUGGUUAUUACUGCACACUAAAAUUAGGUAUAUAUGCAUGCUUAUAGAUGCUUGUGUAAAGAAGAAGUUUUAAAGAAGAAGUUUUAUUUCUUCACAACAAUUUUACAAUCAUUCAUUAGUUACUUAUAAUUAUAAAUAGAGUGAAGCCGGCUCUCCAAAAUAACCAAUAGGCUAAUCAGAGCUGGAGGCCAAAGAUACCGAAUAAUAAUAAAAGGAAUUAAUGCAGUAAGAUAUUAAGAACAAAAAAUUAAAAAAAUAAAGAAGUGAUAUAAAAAACUACUUUCUGAAUUUUUUUUUAAAAGGUUAGUACGAAUCAACAAAAUUAGCUUUAAGUUUUUGUUUGAGCUGAGUGAAUGACAAUCUUUUGUCAAAAUCGCUGAGUGCAUUCCAUACCUUGACACCCCGAUAUCUAAUGUUAAAUAAACCAAAAUUUGUCCUGGGUUUAGGUAAUGAUAAACAAAGUCCCGACGCAAGUCUUGUAUUAUAUGAAUGUAAUUUAUGCACAGGUGUAAUGUUAAGCUUGCAAUGUUUGGCACUCCAUAUUCCUUAAUAAUGUUUAUUUAUGAUUUCAUAAUUAUAUGAUCAUGAUCACAGGUAUCCGUGGAAAUCAUUCAGACAAAGGAUGAAGAGAACGACCACGUUCAACUCGCAAUAACAGAAAUCAGCAGUGGAGAUUCGUCGGAGAUGAAAUUGGAUGAAGCUGAUCUUACAAUGGGCGGUCAACUUAACUUAGAGCCAAAGAUUUCUCCCAUGUCGUUCUGCAAAGCUUUCCCAUUUCACGUCAUAUUUGAUCGUAAUCUGAUGGUAAUCCAGGCGGGAGACUCUGUAUGUCGGGUCCUACCACAGCUUAAUGCGGAGGAUGUGAAUUUUGGUGAUCUGUUUCAGUGUGUCAGACCUCAGAUCGAAUUUACCGUUGACUCUGUAUUGGCGCACAUUAAUACAGUUUUUGUUAUGAAAACGCGACAAGGUGUUCUAGUGGUUGAUGAAGAGAACACGCCACCAGGAUCACCGCAACGAAAGGGAAGUAAUGGAGAAGAGUAUGUUAAUCUACGCCUUAAAGGUAACGAAGAAUUCACAUAUGCCAUGUUUCCAUUUGUUUGCGGUCAUUUGUUCGCAUAUCCAUUUUGUGGUAAGGGAUCCCGUCUCCAACUGAAAAGGAUAGUACCGGUUGAUAUUUCAAACUUUAUAAACGUAUUUCUGCAAAUCUUUAUUCCCUAGCUCGAAUUUGCGUUCUUUUAAAACUUGCGUCCUUUUAUCAAGCAGCUGUUUCUUAGGCCACUGGGUCAUGAACACUAGACCGUCUUUAUAAACUAUACACGGAAUGUUGAACUGAUAUGUUGACGUGCUAUAUUACAUCAUCUACCUUGACGGCGUUUUUUCAGGCUUUGGCUAUCGGAGGAUGGUCUAGCGAUAUGAUAGGUUAACAAAUAAAUGCUUAAUAUUUAAACCGGUUAAAAAUAUUUUGUUGAAAGAGCGAAGAUGAAAACACGAACAUUCUGAAUAUAUAUUUUUUUGAAAAUAAUAAUAGCAAAAGCCUUUGUUUUGUAUCAUUUAAUUAAUUUAAGAGCGAGCAGCAGUGUUUUAUCAGGUUUCGGCCAAGUUGUGUGCAUUGCCAAACUAACUGUCAAAAUGACAAUACUGAAUUAAGUCUGUAAGUGCAGUAGUUCUUAGUGCAGUAUUGCCCUCCAAAUUUUUUCAAAGUGCCUCUUUUGUGAUGAAAAGUGCCCUUUUUGUACAAGCUAAUGUUGCUGUAAACACUAUAUUAACAUCGAAGGUGCCCUAGUUGUUGGGAAAUUUCGAUGUUUGUAAAAACAAUUUGGUCAAAAAGUUCAUUGCACGUUGGAAUUCGAAAAUUUAAGAAAAUGUGUUAUCUUAAGCAUGAAAUGUGGAAAAUGUUUUUCCCGUGGCCGUCUCCCCCCCGUUUAGGCGCUCUUUUCAUUAUCCAAAAGUGACCCAGGAAGCCGGUGCCUCCCCCCGAUCUCUUGAUGCUUCCUACGCCCCAGCAACGCAGUGCUACGAUCCUCAUCGGCUAUACUGCUGUAGCGGCUGAAUAUUUGACACUGUUAACUAUAUAUUAUAUAGCUGUAAAUCCGUAUUUCUUUAACUUCCCUUUCUCAAUGAAUAAGGGCAUACAUGUGUACUAGUUACAUUAUUCUAAUUCAAUUUCUCGUUAAUUUGCUGCGUUUCAGGCAUACUUUGCCAGAUUUUCGUAAAAUCAAUAAUAAACAUCCCUCCCACAAGGUUUUGUAGAAGAAUUUGGCUGAUACUGGACUAAAAUUUUAAAAACAUUUUGAAAAAUACUGUAUUAAAUUGCUAAAACUGAAAAUUCUGGCGUCCGGCUUAUCACGUUUAAUUUGGAAACAAUUCCUCAUUCAUUGAGCAGCAAGUAAAAAUUUCAAUUCAACAUUCCAGAAAAAAAGUGUAAGAAUUCCCUGUUCCAAAAUUCUGCCUUAUCCCCCAAAUGCCGGUUUAUCCAUGAAAAUUCAUACAUUUUAUAAAAAAUAUUGACAGGUCAAAUGCUUUACAUAGAAGAGUCUGAAUUGGUACUGUACCUAUGCUCUCCAAGUGUCCUUGAUAUGGACGACCUGCAGGCAAAAGGAUUGUUUGUCAGUGACAUUCCAAUACACGAUUCCACGAGACAGCUGGUACUUCUUUCCGAGCAGUUUGCGGCGGAGUACAAGCUUACCCAACGCCUGGAAGUACUAACAGACUACCUCAAACAGACUCACAAAGAACUCGAGGCUGAGAAACAGCUUACAGAUCAAUUGCUCUAUUCCGUCUUGCCUUCGUCCGUCGCUGAUCAGCUGAGACAGAAGCGGCCAGUGCCUGCAGAAAAGUACGAAAUGGUCACCAUUCUGUUCAGCGCUAUUGUUGGAUUUACCGAUUUCUGCAAGAGCGCCAUGCCUCUAGAAAUUGUGCAGUUGUUGAACGAUGUAUAUACCAGUUUCGAUGUUUUACUUGAUCCCCGUAUCAAUGAUGUUUACAAGGUGAAUGAAAUUAUAUAUGAAACGUUUUGUAAUUAGACUUUAUCAUCGCACCAAAUUGCACAUGUGGUGCAUACAGUGGGCCUUAUUUCCAUUAAAUACCACGCAUCUCACUUGACAGUAUUAAUUGUUGAAGGGUUAUGCUGAUUGAAUUUUGAGUGUAAAUUUUAUACUUUUAUUAGAUCUAAGCAGGAGCGGUUGCCAAAAAUGCAUGCAAAGAUAUAUUUUCUAGAAGGAAUCGAACCUUCUGGUCCAGUGAUUCCGAUGUAGCGCUCUGACCAACUCGGUUACAGAGUCCAGUUGUCGAGCUUUUAUUUAUUUUCAUUAGAACGCAUUCAAUUGUUCUUGAUAAUCUUGAACUUCUACCACCUUAAUAAAAUGAGAAGAUCUUUGUAGCCUAUUCGCAACAUACAAUCAGGGCGGAAAUCGUCCAGACGUCUUGCGUAGGCAUCCGAUACCGUCGUCUUCAUAAAUGUCCGAAACCCACCCUCCUUAAACCAAUGUGGCCAUCUUAUUCGUCAUAAAAUAACAAGUGCACAUCAUAUUGUGAAGAAACAUUAGAAAUAUGAAAUGGAGGAUUUAGGUCAGUAAGUGAGUUUGCAUAUUCGGCGAUGGAUAAAAUUUAAUCUUCAUAGUACCUGCGACAGGCUUGUUAAUAAGAUGUUAUAUGUCCUGCACCAGGUCACAGAGUAGAUAAGACAUACAGAGACGUAACUGACCGUUGUAAACACUGCGGAAGAUUACGUUAUCAUGUACCCACUUUUUUUCAGUCGACCGGGCGAAAUGAUCAACUGCGCGUGCUCAUCAAGUUUAAAGUAAGCCGUCAUCAGGUCGUCAUCCAAUCAGAUGCAUGCAUCUAGUAACUUGCCGAGCAUGCGCACAAAAAAUGGGUACACUAGUUACGUCUCUGUAUGUCUCUACUCUGUGACCAGGUUCCAUAGUUACAUUUUUCGGAACUGCUCCUGGUUAGGUCAAAGAAAUGUAUAAAAUUCACACUCGAAAUUUCAAUCUACAAAACCUUUCUAUUAGUCAUAUCGAGUUUAUAGAUGCCCAACAUCCUGCAUUAUAUUUGCGUAUACUUCUAACCGCUAAUUACGUUUUACGUAGGUCGAGACUGUGGGAGAUAUGUACAUGGCUGUUAGCGGGUUGCCAGAAAGAUGCAAUGACCAUGCACGCAAGAUCUGUAAUAUGGCACUAGAUAUGAUGGAGAUAGUGCAAGAGAUCAAUACUCACAAACGAAAGAUACAGGCAAGUUAGAUCGCCUUUAGACUAGACGCCAGUAUCAAUUCUAAAUCCUAGUACGUAGUGUGGAUGCCCGGCUCGUUGCUGGUCAAGCGAAAUUAGAACAAACAGAAAAUCUAACAUUGACUGAGAUUAAUCCCAAUUCAAUACCAGGUCACCUUAAUUCCGAUUCAAAUCCGAUUCAAAUCCAAUUCCGCGCAAUUCAAUUCCAAUUCCAGUUCAAUUCAGUACCAAUUCAAUUCCAAUUCGAUUCUAAUUUAUUAAUAAUCCAGUUCAUUUCCAAUUCCAAUUCAAUUCCAUUCCAUUUCAAUUCAAUUCAAUACAAUUUCAGUUCCAAUUCAAUACCAAUACAAUCCAAUUCAAUUCUAAUUUAAUGAAUCCAGUUCGUUUCCAAUUCAAUUCCAAUUCCAAUUCAAUUCCAAUUCAAUUCAAUUCCAAUCCAAUUCCAAUUCAAUUCCAAUUCAAUUCCAAAUUAAUUCCAAUUUAAUUCCAAGUCCAAUUCAAUUCCAAUUCAAUUCUAAUUCAAUUCCAAUUCAAUUCCAAUUCAAUUUCAAUUUAAUUCCGAUUUAAUUCCAAUUGAAUUCCAAUUCAACUUCAUUUCAUGCCAAUCCAUUUCAAUUCAAUUCGAAUUCAAUUGCAACUCAAUACCAAGUCUAUUUAAAUCAUUUCGAUCCAAUUAAAUUGAAUCAAUACCAAUUCAAUUCAAAUCAAUUACAAUUCAAUACCAAGUCUAGUCAAGUUCCAAUUUAAUUUCAAUCCAGUCCAGAUUAAGUACCAAUUCAAUUCCAAUUCACCUUCUGUUGCAGCUUAAUUGCGGUUACAGCUUAGUUGCGAUGCUCGAAAAGCGGUUCCAAAAACAUAAUAUAUGUUUAGGUUCUUUCCCAGAGCAGUUGUGGUGAGAUUUGAGGCAAUGAUUAGUCUUGUAUAUUUUUUCUAAUUGACAGAUCACAAUUGGUAUUCAUUCUGGUGAGGUUGUCUCUGGUGUUGUUGGUCAGGUGAUGCCAAGAUAUUGUUUAUUUGGUAACACUGUGAACUUGACCAGCAGAACGGAAACUACAGGAACUAGUGGCAAGAUCAAUAUUAGUGAAUACACUUACAGGUAAAAUGGGCUUAGCAAAAUAAAAAUAAUGGUUAUUAUUGUGUGGUACUCUAAUCACUUUUUUCCAUGAAUCAUCCAAUUUGAAAAAGACAUUCUUUGCAAUAAUAUGCCUGCCUCGUACCCAGGCGCUGUAAUGCUUGGCCCUGGUAGCGUGUUGUUCCGCGCACGCUUCUUGACAGCAGGCAAAUAAUAUACAAUUAUUUAGCGAGGUUGAGUAAAAUUAUAUUCUGUAAUUUCUCAGUGGAGAGCUGAUCAAUUAUUUGCCAAUGUUGAGGGCUCGGCUUUGUUUUUACAUGUUCUUAACUCAAGGUAACAUGUUUACGAAAGCGUAAGCUAUAGUGCGCACGAGCAGAUCAUUAUUUGCAUCUUAUAAUAGCAGUAUGAUUUUGACCAUUGAUAGUAUUGCCAUCAGCUUUUUGCCGCUGACAUGGAGUCAUGUGCAGGAAAAUAUUAGCCAUUGAAAAAUAUUUUGUGUGGUUUUUGAACAGUUUCGUGUAUUUAAAGAUUUUAACAGUUUUAAAGAUUUUAACGGCUUUUUUGUUCCUUUUUGCGCAAAAUAGAUGUCUCCAACAACCUGGAAGCAUGGAUCCUAGCUUUGACUUCGAGUUACGCGGGCCAGUCAAGAUGAAAGGCCGAGAUGAACCAAUGAUCGUGUAUUAUUUAACCCGCGACUGUUCCCGCCCACGUGUUCGCUCCGUCUUGCGAGAGUACAACAUCAAAGCUCCGUUCUCUGCAUCACCUGCAAUCAGCCAUCGUGAUAUGAAGAAUUCGCCGGGUUGUCCAAUGUCAAUGAUGCUUGAUGUUAAAACCCACGUUACAUAGAAUUUAAUGCUUGCCUGCGAUUGAAAGAAUACUUGUAACAGCGUGACAUGGGCGUGUCUUAUACACGUGUCUCAAAAACUGUAAAUAUAAUGAAACCGUCAAUAUAUAAUGGGUUUAGACCGCACUUUGGAGAGUUUGGAGAAAAUCGAGAUUUCGAUUAGAAACACAAUAGCGGGCGCUUACGGCUCUCUGAGGAAAUUUGUUCUGUAUUUGCGUUACGCAUCUUAGACUAUAUAAUUAUACACACAAUGGUUUCAGAUAUGGUAUAUAUUGUGGCUUUAGUGAAUCAAUCUACAAUGGCUGCGAUUUUUGCUAUAUAGUUAAGUAUACCCAACGGUCACCCUGUUUACACUCAAUUUUUACUGAUAUACAGUGUUACCCAACAAUUUCACUAAUAUGGUAUAUAUUGUGAUUUUAAAUGGUUGCAUCAUUUGGGUUUUUUUUGGAAGGGGGGUGGGGGGGGGGGAAGGGGAGUUAUAAAAAAAAGUAAAAAAAGUUGAUUCUAGUAUAAAUGUAAAUUUAGAGAAAAUAAUGAGGAAUGAAUCAAACCAAUGUAGUAGGUGUAUUAAAAAUAUGAAGCAGGAAAUAUAAUAGGUCCCUCCAACUCCGCCCUAGUCAUGGGAUUUUAGUGGAUUGAAUUUCAGCGUUUGCACCUGACGUGACAGCCACCGUGUUGGUGUUCCAAUUCAAAUGAAUUAUAAUUAGACUCUUUAGUCUGGAACACAACAUGGCGGGAAUGAGUGCGAAUGCUCUAUACAAUCUUAGGCCCAAACGGGAGCAGGUGCGAUUUCUGAGGGCCUAUAAAAGAUUCCAGAGGGUCUAAAGUUGCAUUUUUCGUAACUGUUGCCGGUUAGGUAAUAGGUACAGUAUAAAAUUGUGUAUACUGAAUUUUCGUAUCAAAAUUCCAUCCACUGAAAGCUAUCGAAAAGGAUUCCCAAAAGGUUGAAAUACACCCAUAUACCUAAAGGCCAUGUUACAUGAGGCAAUUUUACUUGAAACUUGCAACGCAAUUUCUGACACUGAGCUAUACAUCUAUCUUAUAUAAAAAGUAGUAUAGGGAAAUUCUGAACAUGGCCCACAGUUUGCUCUGCGCCAACAUGUAUGAUAACAUUAACUUCUAAUUUCAACCCUUAAAAUUCCAUCCACUAAAAACCUAUCAACUGAGAUAAAAUCCUUUCGUAUGUUAUUCAAUAGGCUGUUAUGUUGCUUUAUAUGACAUUGCGACUAUAAGAAAGCUAAAAGAAAUCAUAUCAUUAUAAAUAAAUGUGAUUAUUGAAGAUUUAAAAGCA